This is a messenger RNA of Pelobates fuscus (common spadefoot toad), 4004 nucleotides long. RefSeq names its product protein kinase C alpha (gene PRKCA). Gene Ontology annotation, biological process: intracellular signal transduction; peptidyl-serine phosphorylation. The transcript is spliced from 18 exons. Gene Ontology annotation, molecular function: diacylglycerol-dependent serine/threonine kinase activity; zinc ion binding; ATP binding. Lineage: Eukaryota; Metazoa; Chordata; Amphibia; Anura; Pelobatidae. Bases 63 to 2135 code for a protein of 690 amino acids. The record is from RefSeq and is a predicted model, not a curated record.
GCCGCUCGGAGCUGUCAGUAGCUGCGGGAGCCCGGGAGCCGAGCAUCCCAGGAGCCGCUGUCAUGGAACGGGACAUGUCGGAGGUCUUCCUGCACAACGACUCCACCUUCUCCACCUCCACCCACGAUGUGGCCAACCGCUUCGCCCGCAAAGGGGCCCUGAGACAGAAGAACGUGCACGAAGUGAAGAACCACAAAUUUAUCGCCAGAUUCUUCAAACAGCCCACCUUCUGCAGCCACUGCACCGACUUUAUAUGGGGUUUUGGGAAGCAAGGAUUUCAGUGCCAAGUUUGCUGCUUUGUAGUUCACAAGAGGUGCCAUGAGUUUGUCACAUUCACUUGCCCUGGAGGAGACAAAGGGCCCGACACAGAUGACCCAAGAAGUAAGCACAAGUUUAAAAUCCACAACUAUGGAAGUCCAACAUUCUGCGAUCACUGUGGGUCCCUUCUGUACGGGCUAAUACACCAAGGCAUGAAAUGCGAAACAUGUGACAUGAACGUCCACAAAGUGUGCGUUGUGAACGUGCCAAGUUUAUGUGGGAUGGACCACACCGAGAAGCGGGGUAGAAUUUUACUGAAAGCUGAAGUCGUCGGGGACAAAUUAAGUGUCACAGUUCGGGAAGCCCGAAAUCUAAUCCCUAUGGAUCCUAAUGGAUUGUCAGACCCUUACGUGAAGCUGAAACUGAUUCCUGAUCCUAAGAAUGAAAGUAAACAGAAAACCAAAACCAUUCGCUCCUCGCUGAACCCCCACUGGAACGAGUCCUUCACUUUCAAAUUAAAGCCAUCAGACAAAGACCGACGACUCUCCAUUGAGAUCUGGGACUGGGAUCGAACCACGAGAAAUGAUUUUAUGGGAUCGUUUUCUUUUGGGGUGUCCGAACUCAUGAAAAUGCCAGCAAGCGGUUGGUAUAAAUUACUGAAUCAGGAAGAGGGCGAGUACUACAACGUACCCAUUCCAGAGGCAGACGACGACGGAAACGAUGAACUGCGCCAGAAAUUCGAGGGUAAAAGACCGGCCCAAGAUAAGAAAGCCAGACUGGGUCCGGCUGGUAAUAAAGUGAUCAGCCCAACAGGUGACCGGAAACCUUACGUCCCGUCCAACAAUAUAGACAGUGUCAAAUUAACGGAUUUUAUCUUCCUGAUGGUACUGGGGAAAGGCAGCUUUGGGAAGGUUAUGUUGGGAGAAAGGAAAGGAUCGGAUGAACUGUAUGCAAUCAAGAUUUUGAAAAAGGACGUUGUCAUCCAAGACGACGACGUAGAAUGUACGAUGGUUGAGAAGAGAGUGCUAGCUCUUAUGGAGAAGCCACCAUUCCUGACACAGCUGCAUUCCUGCUUCCAGACAGUGGAUCGUCUGUAUUUUGUCAUGGAGUAUGUGAAUGGUGGGGAUCUCAUGUACCACAUCCAGCAAGUGGGGAAAUUUAAAGAGCCACAAGCAGUAUUCUACGCGGCAGAGAUAUCGGUUGGUUUAUUUUUCCUGCACAAGAAAGGAAUCAUAUACAGAGACUUGAAGCUGGAUAAUGUCAUGUUGGACUCAGAGGGACACAUAAAGAUCGCAGAUUUUGGGAUGUGCAAGGAGCAUAUGGUGGAUGGCGUUACUACCCGGACAUUCUGCGGAACGCCCGACUACAUUGCGCCCGAGAUCAUUGCAUACCAACCCUACGGAAAAUCCGUUGACUGGUGGGCGUAUGGAGUGCUUUUAUACGAAAUGCUAGCUGGACAGCCACCAUUUGAUGGUGAGGACGAAGAUGAACUCUUUCAGUCUAUAAUGGAACAUAAUGUGUCCUAUCCGAAAUCGAUGUCUAAGGAAGCAGUUUCCAUCUGUAAAGGGUUAAUGACAAAGCACCCUGUGAAGCGCUUGGGAUGUGGGCCAGAGGGAGAAAGGGACGUUCGAGAACAUGCCUUCUUCAGGAGGAUCGACUGGGAAAAGCUGGAAAACAGAGAGAUCCAGCCGCCGUUCAAACCUAAAGUGUGCGGCAAAGGUGCCGAAAACUUCGACAAGUUCUUCACAAGAGGACAACCCGUCUUAACACCCCCAGACCAGCUGGUCAUUUCCAACAUUGACCAGGCGGACUUCGAAGGUUUCUCUUACAUCAACAAGGAGUUCAUACAUCCAAGCUUACAGAGCGCCGUCCCAUGAGCUCAGAGACUUUUCCAUUGCAUUACUGGGAGCACCCAGUAACCCUACAAUUUUAAGGUUGGGGCUUUCCUGCAGAUAACAAGCCUACAAAUUUUAGGGUUAGGAGUAAUUUCUCAAAAGGAAUUUUUUUUUUUAUAUAUAUAUAUAUAAAAAAAAAAGUAUAAAUUGAAAAAAAAUGUUCUGUUAAUCAAAGGUGUGUGUGUGGCAUGGGGACCAUGGAGAUAUGUGCCGCGGACCGUGCAAACGGGGGGUAGAUUAGAGUCUAGCGUUCUUAGUAGGUUGACAUUUACAGACAGGAGUGUUAAGUGACACCAAGUAUGGCUGAUUCUUUCAAAGUCUUCCUUCAACUCCUGAUUGCACGAAAGGCAACAUACAAACAGAACAUUCAAACACCGUUGCCAUAACGAUCCCUGUUUACGGUACACAACAGGACGUUCUCUAAGAUUUGUCUAGAAUCUUUUACCGAGAAGCAUCAUAUGGGUACUUGGUUGCUAGACAGGCCAAAUAAUGAUGUUGCCAAGGGUAACUUUAAUGGUAGUAGCCAUUGCCUACAAUCUAGAAAAUCCAGGCACACACAAGAUUUAGGGAGCAGGAAAGGACACAAGAUUACGGGUUGGAGACUUUUGGAAAAGGGGUUGUUGAUUUAGAAAAUAAAAGGUACUAUACAAGUGGUUCUAGGUGCAGAUCGGAAAGAGAUUGUCCCACAAUGCCUUUCUAAGACAGAAGGUUAAGCGAUGUUGCUUACUUGUUGUUUUAUUAAUUAAACCUUGCUAAUUUACAAUAAUCACUUAAUGGGACACCGUGACCCAAGAAGAAGGUGUGUGUUUGUUAUUUUUAUGUUUCUCUUGUCCAUAGAAUUGAUGUUUCUGGUUAUAUAUUUUUUUUUUUGCAUCAUGCAAUGAUUAAGCAUGUUUACGGUAUCUGAUCCUAAUUGAUUCUGUGAUCUGUUGAAUUCUCUCCAUUAAGAGUAAUAUAUAUAUAUAUAUAUAUAUAUAUUAAAAAAAAAAAUAGAAGAUAAAAAUGACUUGCUUUGUGAAACCUUUGCUCAUCUGAGCUCUUAAUAUAGUUUUAGGAUAAUGAUUGUUGCAUCCUUGUUUGACUUUUCUACAUCCUGUCUGUGAAAUAGGAUAUAUGUGCUUUUCUAUUGUAACGAUUUUAAAUCUCUCGGCCAAUGGAAAGAUAAAUGGUGCUUCAGUGAAAGUUCUACCAUUUUAUUUUAUCCUUUCCCUACCCAAAAAUUAAACCCCCUUUUCAGAGGGUAAGGGAUGAUUUUAAUUCAGAGUUAAUAUAUUUGUAUAAAACGUUUCUCUCCACGUCAAGAGAUUUUCAACACUUUGUAUUUCUAUUUAUUUACCCCUUUUUUAGGUCUUGUUCUAUUUGAAUGAAUUUUUAAAAACAAAGCUUUUUCUUCCUUGCACAUGUGAAAGGCGGGGGGGCAUGCUGUAAAAGUCGCAUGCAGAAUCAUCUGCAGGUCGCGUUGCAUGAUGCGGCAUUAUGAAAGCGAAAUUAGUUGCCAUAAAUGCAAAAUACAAAUCAUUUUCCAUGCUUUUUGUAUUGGCUUUUGCAGUAAAAAAAUAAGUCAUUUAGAAAUUUGACAUGUUUAGCUAUGUGCCAAAACAAGAGAUUCUUAUCCUGCUCAGCGUGGGAAUGAAGAUGGCAUUUUAAAACCCUUAAGGAGAAAUUUUCCUAAACCAGUUGGUUUAAUGGUUAUAUUAAUCUUUGAAUAAAGAGACACAGUAUUAAAACCCACCUGAGCUGCCAAAUGGGAUUUUAAAUUUGUCUACAAUGUGUCCCAUCCUAGAACACACAUCCAAUUCUAGAUCUGUGCAAUUAAAAAGUGCCUAUUUGCCCUAAACCAGUUUUUAAAAA